Molecule: messenger RNA, 366 nt
Organism: Capronia epimyces CBS 606.96
Lineage: Eukaryota; Fungi; Ascomycota; Eurotiomycetes; Chaetothyriales; Herpotrichiellaceae
Product: NADH dehydrogenase (ubiquinone) Fe-S protein 7
Exons: 1
Coding region: 1-366 (121 amino acids)
Biological process (GO): mitochondrial respiratory chain complex I assembly; electron transport coupled proton transport; aerobic respiration
Molecular function (GO): NADH dehydrogenase (ubiquinone) activity; 4 iron, 4 sulfur cluster binding; quinone binding
Source: RefSeq, a predicted model, not a curated record
AUGAUGCACGUGUCGAUGCCGCGGUACGACCAAGAUCGCCUGGGGAUCAUCUUCCGCGCCUCGCCGCGCCAGUCCGAUGUGAUGAUCGUGGCCGGCACCGUGACCAACAAGAUGGCACCGGCGUUGCGCCAGCUAUAUGAUCAGAUGCCGGAUCCCAAAUGGGUCAUUUCCAUGGGCAGCUGCGCCAACGGCGGUGGCUACUACCAUUACAGCUAUAGCGUGGUCAGGGGCGUCGAUCGCAUCGUCCCCGUCGAUAUCUAUGUCCCGGGUUGUCCGCCCACCGCCGAGGCUUUACUGCAGGGGAUUUUUCUUCUGCAGAAGAAGAUCGCACAGACCAAGGUGACGAGAAUGUGGUAUCGGAAAUAG